CCACGCGCCGUGUCAUGUGACCAGUUCACGUCAACAUGGCGUCCAGGCAAAACACGACCGUAACUCUUCGACAUUUUAAAGCGGUUUUGUCCGCUUUGUUUGUUAUGUGUGCGUGUGUUCAAGCUGAAAUACGAAGCGCUGUUAUUGACAAACAAACUGGAAAACUGUCUGUUGUUGAAGGAUACAGAGAAGGCUUCGUGGCUUGGUCUAACUUUACAGAUGACAUUAACACAUCAGGUUGGUCUUUCUUGGAGAUCACGACCAGCAGUCGGUACAAUGACAGCAUGCAGGCCUAUGCAGCCGGUGCAGUGGAGGCUGCCGUCACAGCACAGCUCAUCUAUAAGCACUGGAUGAACACUCUUCUAAAUUACUGCGGGCCCUUCUCAUCUGCAUCUAGUUACUGUGAUCGCCUUAAGGAUUUCCUCACAACCAAUUUGCAGUGGGUUCAGGAGCAAAUACAGAAGCAGUCCAGUUCACCCUACUGGUACCAGGUGCAUCUGACGCUGCUGCAGCUGAAGGGUCUGGAGGACGGCUACAAUGACCAGCUCUCGCUUCCAUCAGGGCCGUUCUCCUUCAACCCAUUAGGUUUUCUGCUUUUUCAAAUGGGCGGGGACCUGGAGGACUUGGAAUCCACUCUGAACAAGUCCAGCCAAACUAGACCUCUUGGAUCUGGCUCCUGCUCUGCUCUCAUUAAGCUGCUGCCAAACAAUAAGGAGCUGUUGGUGUCACAUGACACCUGGAACAACUACCAGUCCAUGCUGCGCAUCAUGAAGAAAUACAUGUUUGCCUAUAGAGUUUCUCCUUCAGAAGAGACUUUUCUUCCUGGAGGAACUCAGGCGUUCUCCUCUUAUCCUGGAUCGCUCUUCUCUGGAGAUGACUUUUAUAUUCUGAGUAGUGGCUUGGUUACCUUGGAAACGACCAUCGGCAACAAUAACCCCGCUCUCUGGAAGUUUGUUCAGCCCAUAGGAACCGUCAUGGAGUGGUUGAGAAACAUUGUCGCCAAUCGACUGGCUACUACUGGCAAUGAGUGGGCCGACAUAUUCAGCAAGUACAACAGUGGAACGUAUAACAACCAGUGGAUGAUUGUGGACUAUAACCUCUUCACUCCAGGAAGGACUGACAUUAAAGAGGGGCUCUUUGUCGUAUUGGAGCAAAUUCCGGGACUAGUUGUCUACUCUGAUAAAACUCAGGAAUUGCUGGAGAAAGGGUACUGGGCAAGCUACAAUGUACCGUAUUACAAAGACAUAUUCAAUGCCAGUGGCUGCAAUGAGCUGGUUGAGAGGUACGGCCCUUGGUUCUCUUUGAAAAACAAUCCUCGGGCUCAGAUAUUCAGGAGAGACCAGGCAGCUGUCACAGAUAUGGACUCAAUGGUUCGCCUUAUGAGGUAUAAUAACUUCAUGAAAGACCCACUGUCGAAGUGCGACGGCUGUAAUCCACCAGCAAAUGGGGAGAAUGCGAUCUCUGCCCGUUCAGACCUGAACCCAGCGAAUGGCACGUAUCCGUUUGGUGCCCUACAGCAGAGGUCACAUGGAGGAACGGACAUGAAGCUGACCUCUUUUGAGAUGUUUCGUGAUUACGCCAUGCUGGCAGUGAGCGGGCCAACGUGGGACCAGGUGCCGCCGUUCCAGUGGAGUACAUCCCCGUACAGUGACCUGAUGCACAUGGGUCACCCUGAUAGUUGGGCAUUCAAGCCUGUAAAAGUCUCCUGGAAUCCUUAAUUAUGCUGUGUGUGUGUAUAUACAAGCAACUUGAUCAGUAUAAAUAAUGCCAACUAUUACGUUUUGGAAAAAAGAAAAUUAUACUUUGAAUCAUUGUGAAAACCCUUUUUUGAAUGUAUAGGAUUGUGAAGGAUUUCUUUGAUCAGGGACACUCAUAUAAUCGAUUAUUCAUUCAAAGGAAUGUGGCAAAAAUAUUAAGGUUGUAUGGCAAUCUAACAGUAAUGCAACUAUUUAAAUAACUAAAGCAUGCAUGAUUAAAUUGUUGAUAUAAGGCAAUAUGAAAAUCCACUUCUUCAUGUAUUUGUUUUAUCUGACUUAUUUUGAUAAAGUUAAAUGUUUCAAAGGGACUACACCUUCUUUGAAGAAAUCCUUAACUGUAGGCAAAUGUUUUUGUCAUUCGUUAAUGUAUGUAAUAUUUCUCAUAUAAUGCAUUGCACUAUCUUUCUCAAUAAAUUGUUGGCUAUAAAAAAACAA
This is a messenger RNA of Gasterosteus aculeatus aculeatus (three-spined stickleback), 2192 nucleotides long. RefSeq names its product phospholipase B domain containing 2 (gene plbd2). Gene Ontology annotation, biological process: phospholipid catabolic process. Gene Ontology annotation, cellular component: extracellular region. NCBI's taxonomy places the organism in Eukaryota, Metazoa, Chordata, Actinopteri, Perciformes, Gasterosteidae. The record is from RefSeq and is a predicted model, not a curated record. Gene Ontology annotation, molecular function: glycerophospholipase activity.